UACACUACGGAGUGCGCUACUAGAGGACCGUUAUUGAAUCGCUUCUAUCAAAAGAUUGAGCGAACAACACACCAAGAUCCUCAUCCUGGGUUAAUCAUUGCUUCACAUCACUUCUUCGAUCCUUACCCUCUUGUUAACGAGAUUGACCUACUCAGUCUUGCGACCAUGGAUCUCUUAAUCCAGUUUGCUUACCCAUCCUUAUCUGGUUACGGUAAGUUCACUAUUUCCUUAACAAUGAAGCGAUCUUACGGAGAGGAGAUCUCAUUUACGCUAGGUCAUGCUAUCCCCUUGACUUAUCAAGAUUGUAAGUAAAUUCCUAAGAGUGAGGUCUAUGCUCAUAUAUCUCGAUAUAUUAUGAAAUAUGAAGAAAUCUACGACGGAGAUUAUAUAGUUCGACUCAUGAUCCGAGUCUAUAUGGACAGCAAAAAGAUGGAUAGGCCUUCCCUAUCUUCAGAGGAGAGAGAUAGCUCCCUUUCUUCAAUCAUUCAAGGCGGAUUGAGUGAGAUCGAGCCAAUAAGAGCAAGAGAGAUCCGAAAUAGAAUAGUAAGCGUAGCCAUCCAACCCAUAUCACAGCACUCAAACCAUGUCGGACUGAGCUGAAAGCUUUCAUGGUAGCCGAUACCGAGACUAUACUGAUCGAUAACGUUCAUAAGCCUUAUGCUGCAGGUCUCAUGAUGGUUCGUCCCGGUGAACAGAUCAAUGAUAUUAUGAUUGAUACCUACUUCAGUGAAGACUACUCUAUAAUCUUGGAUUCCUUUGAAGAAAGGAGUACUAAGGUACUUUAUGACUUGAUAUUAAGGAUAUCAACGAUUGUUAGACAAGAACAAUCAACUUUAACAAUUUACUUCCACAACUUCUCUAGAUUCGAUGGUAUUCUCUUGCUAAAGCACCUAGCAUGUCAUCACAAGAGCUACAAGCUAAAACCACUGAUGAGGAACCAUAGGCUUUACGAGUUAGCAGUGUAUCGGGAUAAGAAACUUUUAUUCCGCUUCAGAGACUCCUUGAAUCUACUCCCUGGCAAACUUAGUUCCCUAGCUAAGAAUCUAUGCCCGGAUCUUGGCCAGAAAGGAUCAAUCCCUUAUGAAGAGGUUACACUGUAAAAUCUUGCUAGUAUGAAAAAACGCUUGUUAGACUAUAUGAAGCAGGACAUCCUUCUCCUUGGAGGUGUAAUGCAAAAAGCUCAAGAGAUAUAUUGGACGCUGUACAAGUUGGACAUAGAAAGCAAGAUUACCCUUUCCUCACUGGCUCUAAGCAUCUUUCGUAUGAAAUACUACGAUGCAAAUAAUUGGCCAAUCCACAUCCCAAACAUGAAUGAAGACUGCUUUAUAAGGCGUGCCUACUACGGUGGUCAUACAGAUACAUACAAGCCAUAUGGCGAGGACCUAUACUACUACGAUGUGAACUCUCUCUAUCCCUUUGUAAUGAAGGAAUUUCCAAUGCCUGGUGGCAAGCCUGUCUGGCAUGGAAAUCUGGAAGGUAAGGACUUAGAUAGCAUCUUUGGCUUUAUUGAGGCAUAUGUGGUAUGUCCGAAGACUAUCAAUAAGCCCUUUCUUCCCUAUCGAGACAAGAAUAAGACUCUCAUCUUUCCAACCGGGGAAUUUGUUGGAGUCUACUAUAGCGAGGAGUUAAAGUAUGCAAGAGGCCUAGGCUACACUGUGCUCCCAAUCUCAGGCUACCUCUUUGAGAGGAUGGAAAGUCCAUUCAGGGACUUUGUUAGCUCACUCUUUGAGAGUAGGUUAGAUGCUAGGAAAUCUGGUAAUGAGUCCUUGUCCUAUGUGUACAAGAUCCUUAUGAAUUCGCUAUACGGUAGAUUUGGAAUUAACCCUAAAAGCACUAUAACCGAGGUCUGCGAUGAAGAGAGAUACAAUGAUUUGAUCAGGCAUAGUGAGUUGAUAUUCGGUGAUAUGCUUAGCGAGAACAACUACAUCGUAGCCUACCAUAGCAAUACCGGGAAGGACGAAGAUUAUUGGAACCCACCGAAGAACUCAGCUGUCCAACUAGCUGCUGCGAUCACUGCCUCUGCUAGGAUCUAUAUGUACCCUUAUAUCUCAAGAGAGGACUGCUACUACACAGACACUGACUCAGUUGUGCUUGGUCAGCCACUACCUAAAGAAGAGAUUUCUUCUUCUGUCUUAGGUAAGUUUAAGCUAGAGGACAGAGUCAUGAAAGGAUACUUUUUAGCACCGAAAUCAUAUUUCUACAUCGCUAUAGAUGGAACCAAUGUACUCAAGUACAAGGGACCAGCCAAAAAGAUGGUAUCUCCUAAAUGGUUUGAGUCACAGUACGCAGACCCAUCUCGUACAGAACAGGUACAGGUUAAAGCAAACUUCCGGAUUGAUUGGCACACUCUUAACAUUAUCAAGAAAGAAACAUUGGUCAGGCUUGGAAUUAAGCUGGAGACAAAGAGGAUAGCAGUAUAUCACAGAGAUGUAUGGGUUGAUACUGAUCCGAUUGAUGUCAAAGACUUGUCAUGCCUAGAUCACAUAGGUAAACAAAUAAUAAAAUCACUAAGGAAUGAUUUAAUACUACUACAAAAUGAAAAUAAGAUUCUUAAUCAAUUAUUAUCUCAGAAGGAAAGAGAGAUUGAAGAGAGAUACAAAGAAAGAAUAUUACUCGAAGAUCAUAAGAAGAAGAAAGAGAAAAAGGAUGAACACGUAAGAGAUAGAGAAUAGUUUGACUCAUUCACACAAACGUAAAAGAGAAAAGAAAACGAAAAAGAAGAAGAAAGAGAAGAAGAAGUAAAGCCCUUUCACCCAGUGCUAUCUAUCUUAGGUUACUGCUUGAAUGAAAGCAUAUCUCAUAGGGAAUAACUCGUUCCAGUACCGCUACCACUUCGAGUCCGAGAAGGAUGCCUGAUGAAGAAGAUUACUCGUCUGGGAAAACCAGAUCAGGUAGGGAAGACAGACCUUGGAUGUCGAAGCUACUGACUAUUGGCUUCAGUGUCAGCAAAGUUAGGGGAUCAGGAAUCAGGAACGAACGCUGCACUGACGCCCUUUUGUAGGGAGCAGAGUAAACAAGCCCAAGUCUUGUUUCGAAUCUAGUCUCGGCAUCAAUCCGUGAAAGACUUCAAGCUCAAUCCCUUCCUUCCCCGCUAAAGAAUUGCAUCACACCGAACUGAAAAGAUUGGUAGUUCUUUAUUUUAUUAAGUAUUGGAUACAUAGCCUGAAAAGGCGAGGCCACCUCUAUCAAUAUAGGGAUGGGGUGGGGAAGAAGAGAGGGUAUGAGGGCUUCUUCCAAAAAAAA
This is a messenger RNA of Theobroma cacao (cacao), 3243 nucleotides long. Lineage: Eukaryota; Viridiplantae; Streptophyta; Magnoliopsida; Malvales; Malvaceae. The record is from RefSeq and is a predicted model, not a curated record.